Molecule: messenger RNA, 7103 nt
Organism: Xenopus tropicalis (tropical clawed frog)
Lineage: Eukaryota; Metazoa; Chordata; Amphibia; Anura; Pipidae
Gene: pcsk1
Product: proprotein convertase subtilisin/kexin type 1
Exons: 14
Coding region: 24-2582 (852 amino acids)
Biological process (GO): proteolysis
Cellular component (GO): transport vesicle; secretory granule lumen; extracellular region
Molecular function (GO): serine-type peptidase activity; serine-type endopeptidase activity
Source: RefSeq, a predicted model, not a curated record
AGCUGAUUUGCGGGCUGCUGAGCAUGAUUUGCCUUUGUGUGUGGGCGUCUCCAGCUGUAAUGAGUGAGCUCAGUGUAGUGGAGCUGCGAGCACCCAGCACUUGCUAUUUUAGCCUCUCACCUCCCUCGGGAAUACCGUAUAGAUUGAAGACGCCUGGAAGUGUGUUUGACGUCGUUGUGACGUGUAAAAGACACAUUUCCAAUGAAGCUGCUAAAGGACCGAGCAUUUUUCUAGCCUCGGAGAGAGAGAGAAACCUGCUGCUCUUAUCUGUUCGCAUAGCAACCAGGACCAAGCACCCCGAUUUGAAAUUCUCAUUGGACUCUUUUAGGGGUUUUGGCUCAGACACUGUGAGAAUGGAAGGACGAUACUGGUACCCCAUGUGCAUUGCUUCAGUCGCUGUCUUGUCCUUGUUGUGUCAGGUGCUAGCUGCUGGGGUGGAUAAACGGUAUAUGAAUGAAUGGGCAGCAGAGAUCCCCGGGGGGCCCGAGGAAGCCCAGUUACUUGCAUUGGAGUUGGAUUAUGAUUACCUGGGACAGAUUGGAUCCUUAGAAAAUCACUACCUGUUCAGACACAAAGCUCAUCCAAGAAGAUCACGCAGAAGUGCCCCUCAUCUUACAAAGAGACUAGCUGAUGAUGGGCGGGUGUCGUGGGCGGAACAACAGUACAGUAAAGAGAGAAAUAAGCGGUCAACCUUCAGACAAGACACCAAAAACCUGUUUAAUGAUCCCCUGUGGAAUCGACAAUGGUACUUGCAAGACACAAGAUCGAAUCCCUCAUUGCCUAAGUUGGAUUUACAUCUCCUUCCUGUAUGGAAGAAAGGAAUAACAGGCAAAGGUGUUGUUAUCACAGUGCUGGAUGAUGGUUUGGAAUGGAACCACACUGAUAUCUAUGCCAAUUACGACCCAGAAGCAAGCUAUGAUUUCAAUGACAAUGACAAUGACCCCUUUCCCAGAUAUGAUAUUACAAAUGAAAACAGACACGGGACAAGAUGUGCUGGGGAAAUUGCCAUGGUUGCCAAUAACAAUAAAUGUGGAGUCGGAGUUGCAUAUAAUGCAAAGGUUGGGGGCAUACGGAUGCUGGAUGGUGUUGUGACAGAUGCCAAAGAAGCAAGUUCCAUUGGCUUCAAUCCACAACAUGUGCAUAUAUACAGUGCCAGCUGGGGACCUAAUGAUGAUGGCAAAACCGUAGAAGGACCGGGUAGACUGGCACAGAAAGCUUUUGAGUAUGGCAUCAAACAGGGGCGAAAUGGAAAAGGUUCCAUCUUUGUUUGGGCAUCUGGAAAUGGUGGGCGACAGGGUGAUAACUGUGACUGUGAUGGAUACACAGACAGCAUUUACACCAUCUCUAUCAGCAGUGCUUCCCAGCAAGGUUUGUCUCCCUGGUAUGCUGAGAAAUGCUCUUCCACCCUGGCCACAGCAUACAGCAGUGGGGACUACACAGAUCAGAGAAUUAUAAGCGCCGACUUACACAAUGAGUGCACAGAGACGCACACCGGCACCUCUGCUUCAGCUCCGCUGGCUGCCGGGAUCUUUGCUCUCGCACUGGAAUUUAACCCUGACCUUACCUGGAGGGAUAUGCAGCACCUGGUGGUUUGGACAUCAGAGUACGACCCGUUGGCUAACAAUGCUGGCUGGAAGAAAAAUGGCGCUGGGCUAAUGGUUAAUAGCAGAUUUGGAUUUGGGCUGCUCAAUGCUAAGGCACUUGUGGAUUUAGCUGACCCUAAAACAUGGAAAGGAGUUGCAGAAAAGAAGGAGUGUAUAGUAGAAGAUAAUGAGUUUUCACCAAGGUUUCUAAGAUCAGAUGGGGAAGUAACCAUUCAAAUUCCUACAAAAGCCUGUGAAGGCCAAGAUAACCAUAUCAAGUCUCUGGAGCACUUGCAGCUUGAAGCCACAAUUGAAUACACCCGUAGGGGGGACCUUCACAUUACACUCACCUCUCCAUUAGGGACUAAUACAGUUCUUCUGACUGAAAGAGAGAGAGAUACUUCUCCAUAUGGUUUCAAAAGCUGGGACUUUAUGUCUGUGCAUACGUGGGGAGAAGAUCCAGCGGGAACCUGGACGCUAAAAAUCUCUGAUGUGUCUGGAAGAAAAAAAAAUGAAGGAAGAAUAGUCAGCUGGAAAUUGAUUCUUCAUGGAACAUCGACCCAACCGGAGCAUAUGAAACAUCCAAGAGUUUAUACUUCCUAUAAUGUUGUUCAAAAUGAUCGAAGAGGCGCUGAGAAGAUGGAUGACAUUGAAAAGGAACCAAUCAGUGAAAGUUUCACAACUGAGCGGCCAGAAGUCACUAAAAACACUCCAGACAGUCAAGAAGCUGCUGAAAGGGCAAAGUCGCUAGCAAUAGCCCACCUUUUGAAGAAUGCCUUCGACAGAGACGGAGGUUCAUUUCCUCUAGAAGACAAAGAUAUCCCUAAACAUAGUUAUUUGUAUGCUCUGGCCACCAUUAGCAAGCAGGGAGAAGGAAGGGACAGAGAGAACGAUUUGUACAAUGAGUACAUUGACAGGUUCUACCAUUCCAGACCUUACAAACACAGAGAUGAUAGACUAUUGCAAGCUUUGUUCAACAUUUUAAAGAAGAAACCCUAAUAUUUUAUAGUGCCAGGAAACAUUUAUGCCUCCUCUCAACCUCCAUCCAUUGCAUUUUUGCCAUUGUGCUCCUAUGAAAUUCCAAAAAUUAUUAGCAGUGUUGGUGCCUAAUGUGUAUAUAUAACUCCCAUGCUUUAAAUAAAUAGCAGGUCAGAUUAUGUUAGCUGACAGGCCGGUUAAGGUCCCCAUACACGAUAAGAUCCGCUCGCUUGGUGAUGUCGAGAUCUGGCCAAUUCCAGGCCGCUCUGUUCUGCCCAUACACGGGCCGAUUAGCUGCCGAAUCGGUCCAAGGGACCGAUAUCGGCAGCUAUAGUCGGCCCGUGUAUGGGGACCUUUAGUCUGAGGCUGCAUUAAGCAGCCUAUUGGAGUCUUUCAAAAAAUCUGUUCUGGGGUCACAAAGUGAUAUCUGCAUCUGGCUGAUGAACUCUAUCAUGUGACAUGGCUCAGGACAAAGCAGUCUUCUAGCUUCCAUUUGCACUAAUAGAAUGGCCAUGUUUCCAUGCACAGUAGAGUGUAGUGUAAAAGAGUCAAACUCAGUUGUGUUAAGCCACCAUUAAACAUCUACAGUUUUUCACUACCAGGACAGCUCUUUAAUGGGGCUAUUUAAGACAGUCUUAGAUCAACCACAGUUUAUUUAAUGCAUGGGACAACAAAUCCACAUUAAAAUCUGCAGCAACAAUAGAUUCCCUUUAAAAUCUUGUAAUCCCUGCCCUCUAGCCAUCACAAAACAGUGAAGGGCAUACUUUAUAUUCUCAAUUUAAUCCACCAAAUUGAUUUAGUGCCCAAAGGAUAUUGUGAUACUACCUGAAUAAAGAGCAUCUAUUCAUUUUAUUUUCUAGUAAUUGCCCAUAUUUCUUUACAACACUGUAAUACAGAACCUUACAGAACAUCCAAUAACUGCCCACCCCAUUUUAACUGGAUUCCUUACUACCUAUUCAAGGGCAGAAUAUCAACUUUAAAUUAUAGGCAUAACAUUAUACUAUGUGGCUUAUUCCUAUAAAAAUAGAACCACUGUAUCCAUCCUAUAAUAUUUUUAUGACAUUAAAUUCAGUUUUGUAAACAGUUAGCAAAAUUAUUUUUAAAACCCCAAAUGCUGAUAUUAUAACACUUUGUUACUUAUGGGAUUGGUACUUUCAUUUUAGUACAAUGUGACUACAUAAGUAUUUUUGAAAACUGGUAGAAGUAAAACUGAUUCUUUACAUUUGAAAUGUAACCACGUAACUCUAAUGGUAACUGAAAGCAAAUGCCUUCAGCCAUAUUGGUUCCAAGUGCCCAGUGCCAGUGCUUGCUAUAGGGCACCCUGAUGGGAAAACAUGUAGCAACAGUAGCAUCUGGGAGAUCUUCCUUUGACGUUUCCCAUAUUGCUAGAUAAUAUCUAUAGAUCUAUAGAAUAGUUUUUUUUAGAAAGAACCUUAGGGAUCUCUCUAUUAAACAUCUUAAAUUAUCCAGCACAAAUUAUACAAUGCUUCCCAUUUUAUUAUUCUCGGACUAUGCAUUAUAACCUUGCAAAGUUGCCCAUUACCCCUUCAAAUGUUACACUUUUGUACUGGCAAUAGGAAUGGCUAUGGUAGCUCUUAUGUAGAACAAAGCAAAGAUAAUUUCAUUUUGUACAUUUAGUUCUACAGAUCUGGUCCUCCACAAAGACAAAAAAAUGAAAGAUUAUUGCCCACAGUGGAUCAUUGGUUUAGCCAUAGAGCAUAAUGGUUGGCUAUUUAAUGAAAAAUACUAAUGUGUACCAUACACCCUGCUGCUGAACUUAAACACAGGGACUUGAGUUCUUUGAUUCUGUGGACCAACGUCUAUGCUACAGAGGCAGAUUGUACAUCAUGGCAAGACCUUCUAAUGCUGUCCAUGUGUUAUGCUCAUGACUUGCUAUUGCUGUCCUUGCCCCAACCUCUGUUUGUGCAGCAUUGUCAGAGACCUCUUUGUGCUUUGCCUUUAAAAACUCCAGUCCUUGCCCCUAUCUGUGAUUUUCUGAUCUUCUGGGUGUUAUAUACAAAAGAGCAUGUUGUACCCAGGUUCCUAGAUGCCCAUGGGGUUUGCAUAAUAUUGAACAUUGGCAAUUUGUAAAAUCUUCAUGAGUAGCUUGGGUUGAGAAAAUUCAAAACAACUCUUCUGCUCAUAUCAUGGAAAACUAAUUUUCCACGCUCCACAAAUGAUAGUUUAAUAUUUUAUAAAAAGGAACCUUAAUUUUAUAAAACAAGCAUAACAUAAGGAUUCUACUUUUACACCACUGUCAUGUUUAUAUCCCCCAGGAAAUAUCAUGGUAUGACCAUUGCUCCAUGAGGUCGUCUUUGGUGCUUAGUGCCUUCAGGGACAUCAGGUGAGGUCUGUUACUACAGAAAGAGACCAGACUGUCAUCUUUUGUCCAUUGCUUCUGGAUGGCAUCUUAAAGGGGGAUGUUUACCUUUAGACAGUAGCCUAAAUUUGACUGACCCUGUCAGAAACAUUUUUGCAAUCUUUUUUAUUUAAAAUGUUUAGUUCUAAAGUUACAGACCAGACCUGGUGCUGCUAAAACUGUUUCUUAUCUGUUUUCUGCUCUCUGUUUGGAAGGGAUUGAUGACACCAACUUGCAUUCUGCAGACAGAGCAGGGAGAAGAGCAGAAAGAGUUUUAGCAGCAUUGAUCCUGGUUGUAGCUUCAAAAGUAAACAUUUUAAAUAAUAAAGUUGAUUUAAAAAACAAAAAAUUCUGACAGGGGCUUUUCAAAUUCAGACUAUUGUCUGUAGGUGAAAUCAAUGUUUUUAUAAACAAAUCUAAGAUAUAAUAUCAGCCUUAUGCCUAUUUCUUCCUGUCAUAGGCUAAGAACAAAUGUGCCAACAUCUAAACGGUGGAAUCUGGUUGUCUGUUGGCAUUAACAUUUUUAUACAGACAUAAUGCUAGUAAAUUGUAUGGUGCUGUGUUGUGCUGAACUUGAACUAUGAACAGAAGUAUUGGGGUAACAAUGUCACCCACUUUAUUUAAGGGCAUUGAACGGCUUAAUGCAGGCCCAAUAAAAUUAUAUUUGUAUCUAUUCACUGGUAUAAUCAGGAUUAUUAUUUGUCAUUAUAUUGAGGUUGCAGGGAAAUAUGUAGUCUUGUCAUGAAGUCAAAACAUAAGUGAGAUGAACAAUAAGCACUGCUGCAAGUGAGCAACCUGGGAAUCAGGCACGUUCCUUUCUAAACAAAGGAUGUUGCUCCCCUAGAAAGCACAGAUCUACUUACACAUAUACCCAUGCACCUACCUGCACACACAUCCCCAUGCUUACAGCAGAGCUCGGGCAAGGAAGACACCAGUGCCUAAAUUUCCAAUAAUCACUUCAUUUCUUUGUAAACCCCCUCCCUAGAAGGAGGAAAAAACAGAAGAAAUGGGGCAUUUUCCUGACAGUGGGAAUGGUAACACAUUUAUUAAAUCCGAUACCGGUGUUGAUUCAGAAACAUGUGUUUGACUGUUUGAGCAGUUGAGUGCUAUUCUGUUCUAGUGAUUGUUAGUGCAAGGUUUUAGAGCAUUGUCACCCGUCCAAAUACUUUCACCCCCAAUGGAAGUUGCAUUUAGGGGGACAGGGUUUGGAGAAUUCAUUUCUGUAAUAAUAGGCAACAAAAGGAGCAAGCAGCAAAACUAACCAUUUUAAAAAUAGUUUUCCCCCAUAAAAUUCUUUUUGCUUAAUUUUAUCAGUGGUUUACACUUAAUGAAUCAGGCCAUACCAUAUUUUUAUGGGUUCAUACUAAUAUUCCCAUUGCAGUAUUAUGAUCUGCGAGUAACAAAAUGUUUGUUUUAGCAGCAUACAGGGGUUGAUUUAUUAUAGACGAACUGGAGAAUCCAAAAGGAGUUCGUCUAUUUUGUGCUUUAUCAAAAUUUCCUGCCAGUUAGGAAAAUGAAUUGACCCAUUUAUCAAACUGGUCACAUGGAAUGUAUUCAACUAAUCUGGGCAGUCAAACGCUAUUCUGUGCGAAAGCACUUAUCUGAAUCCUUGCUCCCUGAUUCAGUCACUUGCAGGGAGAAAUUCGGACAAUAAUUUUCUGUUUUGGAAUGAAUCGUUCCAGUGCCACAAUUUAAAACUGUAAAAUCUAUAAUAGUGAAUCUGCUCCAAAGUGUAACUGACCCAAACAUGAUUUCAUGCAAACCCCUGUGUUCUGAUAUCAGUCUGUAAUGGAAAUCCCUGUGUGUUAAACCUAAAGUCUUGGGUGUAUCAGGGGAGACCCAAGAAAUCCUGUGCUUCAGGGUAUAGAUCUAUAUUGACUACAUUUGUAAUCCAUGGUGAAGAAGACCUGACAGCUUUAAUACUCUGUAUUGUGGUCUUCACCUUUACAUACUUACUGGUGCCUGCUAGAACUUUGUGUAAAUGCUAAAAGAAGGAAUAGAAAUUUUAUCAGAAAAUUGUUAACUCUAUUUUCUUUACAGGUACUGUAUAUUUGUAUGUCGAUCUUUUAUCAUAUCAGGAUUUUAAAGGCAUAAUAUAUUGUAUGAAUAAAACAUUUUUCCUCAAGAGACAAAAAAACAUUUCAUUAAAUAAAGUAUUUUUAAAUAGCAUGUUCCCACAGCAA